Diorhabda carinulata is the source of this 1736-nucleotide messenger RNA. RefSeq names its product TRAF3-interacting protein 1 (gene IFT54). The record is from RefSeq and is a predicted model, not a curated record. The coding region runs from base 89 to 1711 and encodes 540 amino acids. Gene Ontology annotation, molecular function: microtubule binding. Gene Ontology annotation, biological process: intraciliary transport; regulation of microtubule cytoskeleton organization; cilium assembly. Gene Ontology annotation, cellular component: centrosome; ciliary basal body; intraciliary transport particle B. Lineage: Eukaryota; Metazoa; Arthropoda; Insecta; Coleoptera; Chrysomelidae. The transcript has 6 exons.
AAUUUCAAUAUUUAGGUUACGUAUUUUUAAAUAUUUCAAAAAUGUUAAUCGUUUUUUACUAGAUAAUAAAAUAAGUGAAAAAAUUAAAAUGUCUGAAGAAGUUAGUGCCGAGGUUAUCAAAAAAACACAAAGAACUUUAGGGAAAUACGUAAAAAAACCUCAGUUAACGGAUAAGUUACUUAAAAAACCACCUUUUAGAUUUCUGCACGAUAUUAUAACUUCCCUGAUAAAAGAAACUGGAUUUUUGAAGGGUUUGUUUACAGACGAUGAGAUGAUUUCGGAUAACGUAAAAGAUAAAGAUGCAAAAGUAGCCUUUCUAAAUAAACUCAUAGAAGCUGUUAAAACCGCCAGCGGUACUAAACUAUCAGUAAAAGCAAAUAAAAUCGUAGCUGGUUUAGAGGCUACGAAUACAAAUUUAUUACUUCAGGCAAUAGCCAAAUGUCUUGAUUCGAACAUUGAUACUAAACAAUUCGUAACUAAUUUUAAAUCAGACAAACAGAAUGAAAAGAAUAAAAAAAAUAUCACGAAAAUUUCUAAGGAGGAUAAAGGAUCUACGCAUAAAAAACUAGACACUCCUAAAAAUAGUAAAAAUGUUCAAAGUUCUGUAAGAAAAGAAGAAGGAAGCAAAGUAAAAUUACGUAAAACGAGUAAAAACGAAGAUAAAGUAAAUAGGAAACGUUUAACCGAGAAAGAAUCACCUAGCACAGAUGAUAACAAAGCAAAAAAUGAUAAAAAAGAAAAUGUAACAGUUGAAUCUGUGGAAAAGGAGGAGAAAAUGGAGGAAACUGGUGAACAUGAAACAAAAAUGACAGGGAAUAUUGAAAACAUACCUAAACUUGAGUUAAAUCCGAAGGAAGAUGAACAUAAUAAUAUUGUUAAGAAAGAAGAUAACGUUGAAAAGGAAGAAAAUAUUAACAAAAAUCAAAUUAGACCAAAAUCUGCUAGACCACGAAGUGGUGAUAUGGAAAAAAUGAAAAUUGAACAUAAAAAUGAAACGGUUCAGGAAAAUGAAGGAUCAUCUGUUCUAAAAUCAUCGCAUGCAAGUCGUCCUAAAAGUUCUCUUCGUCCGCCGAGCGUUCGUCCAUCGAGCGCUCGUCCAGGCGCACCGCGUCUACGAUUAGAUUCCGCCAUACCCAUGCACGAACCUAUUCCCAUGGGAACGAUAAACGUCAUAGUGGAAAACGUCGAUUCUAUGGCGGACGAAGAAGAAACUGUUGUUAUAGAAACCGCCACCGCUGAAUCGGAACCGGCUCAAAUCGUACACGAAAUCGAAUUGGAUAACAAAGGGCAUUUGGUCGAACAGAUUUUAGAACAAAUCGAAGGAGAUAGUACGGGGGGUGGUAAGAAAAUGGAUAUCGAUAGAGAAAAUAACAUAGUGAAAACUAGAGAGGGUGUAACGAAAGAAAUCGCUCAGUUAGCUGACGUUAUUCAAAAUUUGACUAAAACGGCGAACCCGCUAGGAAAAUUGAUCAACUUUUUACACGAAGAUAUCGAAACGAUGCAUAGCGAGUUGCAGUUGUGGAUUAACACCAAAAAACAAUUAUAUUCCGAAAUUAGGAAGCAAAAAAAGUCGAAUAUCGAAUCGAGCAAACCGCUUUUGACGCAUUUGGAGCAACUUAAUCACGAUAUUAACAAAAUACAACAAGAAAUAACGAACAUAAAUUGUAACAUGCUUAAAAAUGAUAACAGGAUUAAGGAAUUGUUGUGUUAAUAAUAAAUAUAUUUGUUUAUUGAAA